Messenger RNA from Punica granatum (pomegranate), 1886 nucleotides. The record is from RefSeq and is a predicted model, not a curated record. NCBI's taxonomy places the organism in Eukaryota, Viridiplantae, Streptophyta, Magnoliopsida, Myrtales, Lythraceae.
UAACACUUCAGAGCUCUCAAACUGAGAGUCAAUUGCAUAUAACCAAUUUUAUAAAUGGAUCUUUAUACAUCAGUGGCCACCCUCUUUGCUAUCCUCGGAGCUCUUCAAUUGCUUCUCCAUUACUUCUGGCGAGCCAGGAAGCUGCCGCCGGGUCCUUGGCCGCUUCCGGUGAUCGGAAACCUCCACAUGCUGGGCAAACUGCCCCACCAAAGUCUGCGCAAACUGGCCAAGACAUAUGGCCCCAUCAUGUCCAUCCAUCUUGGCACUGUGCCUGCCAUCGUGGCCUCGUCCCGUGAAGCCGCUGAGCUAUUCCUCAAAACCCAUGACCGGGCCUUUGCAGGCCGCCCUAAAACCCUAGCCAUUGAGCACGUAUUUUACAGCGGGAAGGGCAUCGCCUUCACAGACUAUGGGCCCUACUGGCAGAAUGUCAGGAAACUAUGCAUUUCGCAACUCUUUAGCCCAUCGAAGAUUGAUCGCUUUGGGGCGAUGAGGAAGGAGGGGCUCUGCCAUAUUGUGAGGAAGAUCAAGGAGGCUGCUGUGGCGGACCAGGUGGUGGACGUUAGCGCGCUAGUGGAGGAGCUUAUCGGAGACAUGUCCUUUAGAAUGAUCUUAGGGAGCAGUUUCAAGGACAGGUCCAAUUUGAAGGCUAUUAUUCAUGAGGGACUACGCUUAGCUGGUACCUUUAAUCUUGCUGAUUACGUGCCAUUAUUCCGGGCAUUUGAUCUUCAGGGAAUAACUCAACGGUCCAAGGAAAUCCAUGUGAGCAUUGACAAAGUGCUGGAGGAGAUUAUUGACGAACACGAAAGAAAUGAUGUGGAAUCAGAAAGCGUCGGAGUCUUUGUGGACGUGUUACUCUCCAUGAUGAACCAGUCAUUAGAUACGGACAACAAUAAACUUACAGUUUCACUCAACCGAACCAACCUCAAGGCUAUCCUACUAGAUAUGAUCACAGGUUCCUACGAGUCCUCGUCAAUCGCGAUCAACUGGGCAUUCUCGGAACUCCUGAGGAAUCCACAUGUGAUGGCUCAGCUCCAGGAAGAGCUCAAUACGGUUGUCGGGAUGGAUCGGAUGGUUGAGGAAGCAGAUUUAAUGAAGUUAAACUAUCUAGAGAUGGUAGUGAAGGAAACCCUGAGACUUCAUCCUGUUGAGCCACUGCUACUUCCCCACGAAUGCAAGGAGGAUACAGUAAUCAACGGAUAUCAUAUACCCAAGAAGUCGCGGAUCAUUGUGAAUGUUGGGGCUAUCGGGAGAGACCCAAAAAUUUGGUCAGGCAAUGCUGAAGAGUUUAUUCCUGAGAGAUUCAUCGACAACGAUAUAGAUCUCAAAGGACAUGACUUCCAGCUCAUCCCGUUCGGAUCCGGAAGGAGAAUUUGCCCUGGAAUGGUGCUAGGGUUAAUAAAUGUCCAACUCGUUGCUGCACAGUUGGUGCAUUGUUUCAAGUGGGAACUACCCCAUGGAAUGUUGCCGUGUGAGUUGGAUAUGACAGAGGAGUAUGGCAUGUCAUGUUCUAGGGCUAAUCAUCUUCUUUUGAAGCCUACUUAUCGUUUGCUAGUUUAAAUUCAGACAUUUAAAGGAAGAUGUUUUAGUGCAGUCGCAGAAGAUGUCUACGACUCAGACACCAAAAGGUCUCAAGUUCGAUCAUCACCAGUGGGUUCUAUGUAUCCUAUAUUUCGCUUUGAUUUCCUAUCAUUAUUAGCUCAUCGGCUCCCUCAUGACGGGAAAAAAUAAAAUUAGGACAUUUAUUUUCAGUCCUAUUACUUAUACAAAUAUAUAUAAUUCCGUAGUAGUAGUAGUCAAUAUGAUGCUUGGCAAGGUAUUCAAAAUAUAUUAGAUGUAAGAAAAGAUUCUGCAAUGCAAGUCGAUAUAUAUCUUUAUAUAUAUAUACA